UCCAUUUCCCAAAGAGUGUGGGAGGGAGACAGAAGUGAAUGGCCUGAGACCUGGAUUCACAGCUUUAAAAGCAGGAGCGGGAUUUGGAGUUUGGGAUAAUUCUGCCCUUGGCCUGGAGAGAGUGAGGUGGAAUAUAGCAGAGUUCAUCUGGAAGUUGUCACUCACUGAGGGAGAGAAGGGAAGGAGCAUUAACAGGGUGCUGUCAGUCUCUCUUUCUCACCCCCUCAUAAUCUGAUGCUGUUGUCAUCACUCCAAGAGAGAGAGCUGUGGUUCAGGGGGUCCAGAUGGCAGGCAUGAGGGGCCCGGCCUGCACUGGAGUCUGGAUCUAGAGUCCACAGGGGCUCCCACUUCAACUGGACACAUUCCACAGGACUUGUGCCCAUGAGGUCGUCACCACUGGUCCUGCUCCUCCUGAUCGGCGUCCAGGCUGUACUGAACAUGGGAGGUGGAUUGGCCUGGAGCGCCGGGGCAGCCAACCACAAAGUAGGACAGCAGACGGCAGCCAAUCACAGAGCAGGACGGCAGCAGACAGCAGCGGGGGACCACCUUUCUGAACACCAUUCUUCACAGGAGCAUCGUAGGACCAGCCACCACAGGACCAAGAGGCCCCAUCGGGCAGCUUCCCACACCCAGGAUAGGAGCCCUGCCGUCGGGCACUCUACUUCAGAUUCCCCCCGUGACCCCUCCAUCCCAGUGGUGGACCCCAAGCUCUUCUCCAAGAGGCGUUACCGCUCUUCGCCCCGUGUUGUCUUCAGCGAGGUGCCCCCAUCACAUGAUGCCCUGGAAGGUGAGGGCUAUGACAUUGAAGGGGUGAGGGGGGUGAGAGUAAGGCGCAGAGCAGGAUCGCACACCAUGCACCGAGGAGAGUACUCAGUAUGUGACAGCAUAAAUACCUGGGUGGGCAACCUGACACGAGCCACAGACAUAGCUGGGAAUGAGGUGACAGUGCUGCCCAACGUUACAAUCAACAACGUGGUGAAGAAACAGUUCUUCUAUGAGACCACCUGCCGAUCCCCCACGCACAGAGGCUCCGGGACUGCAAACGGGGGAAGGCCAGGGGGACGGGGUGGCAAACAGGGCUCCAAAUCAGGCAACUCGGGCUGUCUUGGCAUCGACAGUCGCCACUGGAACUCCUACUGCACCAACACACACAUAUUCGUAAGUGCCCUGACCAUCUUCAAGGAACGGACAGCUUGGCGUUUCAUCCGCAUCAACGCUGCAUGUGUGUGUGUUCUCAGCCGGAAGUCUUGGGCGGGACGACUGGGGCACUGACUGGGGAGGAUGACUCCUGACCACUGAACUAUGAAUCAAGCACACACAUUUCUACUAAACAGCCACUGCAGCUUUAUUGCCAAUACUGUAAUCCUCCUCUUCCCCACCUCCAAACAUACACACAUACUGACCAUAGCAUUCAAUCCAUCAACAUACACACACACACACACACACACACACACACACACACACUCAUACACACAUACACAAACAGCUUCAUCUAUCCAACCCCUUGGCCCCUGACCCUACCUCAGUCCAAGAAGUCCUGGUUGUUUUAAGUUAUGAGGACUGCAUGUCAUAUUUAUGGUUUAUACAGUCAAAUAUGAAAAUAUAUACAGUAUGUGUAUAUAUACAAAAUGAAUUCAAGCUUUUAAUGUUGUUGUUAUUGUUGUUGUGUUGUUCAUGCUGUUAUUUAUUAAACACCUCAGUACUUGC
Molecule: messenger RNA, 1707 nt
Organism: Dicentrarchus labrax (European seabass)
Lineage: Eukaryota; Metazoa; Chordata; Actinopteri; Moronidae
Gene: ngfa
Product: nerve growth factor a (beta polypeptide)
Exons: 4
Coding region: 382-1272 (296 amino acids)
Biological process (GO): nerve development; nerve growth factor signaling pathway; cell surface receptor protein tyrosine kinase signaling pathway
Molecular function (GO): growth factor activity; nerve growth factor receptor binding
Source: RefSeq, a predicted model, not a curated record